Molecule: messenger RNA, 1761 nt
Organism: Microplitis mediator
Lineage: Eukaryota; Metazoa; Arthropoda; Insecta; Hymenoptera; Braconidae
Exons: 6
Coding region: 749-1246 (165 amino acids)
Source: RefSeq, a predicted model, not a curated record
UCGAACAAAAUAUUCAACAUAAAAUUAUGAAAUUCUUUUGUUUUGGUUCCAAUUAAUUUUCAAUACAAGUGACAGUAAAAAAUAAAAAUAAAAAAAAUAAAACCAAGUACAGAAACAUGUGCACAGAUGAUGCGAAAGAUUUUUUCAUAAGAAUAGGAACAGAAUAUCCUAUAACAAUAAAAGUUAUUCAAUUGGUUUUGGUAUGCGUAAGUUUUAGUUUAAUGAGCCAGUAUUAUAGUUACGAGAUACCAUCAUGGUUAUGGAUAGUUUACUGCAUCGAUUCUGCAACCUAUUUAAUAAUAAUAAUAGUUACUAUAAUAUCAUAUAUAUUUCAAGAUAAUUGUUAUGUCCUUGAUCUUUAUUUCACGGCUAUCGGUGUACCGAUUUAUUUAAUUGGAGCUAUUGGAGGUAUAAUCCAAGAAACUGUACUUGAUCCUUCAGAUGCUUCUAAUGGACCGAGUCAAUUAUAUUUAUCUGCUGUAUUUUCUGUUAUCGCAUUAUAUAUGAUAGGACAUGUAUCCCUAAUAAUUUACGCUGAAAGAAAUGAGUGAUGAUGAAAAAUUAACGCAUUAAAAAAAAUUAAUUUGUAAAUUUAUUAAUUGAAUUAAUUAUUAGUUAAUAUAUCGAUAAAUAAAAUUAAUAAGAAAAAAAUUAAAAGUUCAUUUGUUUGAAAUGUAUAGACAUAUAUUUAUAUUUAUAGAGAAAUAAAAUUUCCCAACUUCAAGAUGUUUAAAUAUAUAAAACGAAAAUGUAUGACUGUGUGUCAACUGUACAAUCGACCGUUAAUGAGCCAUUAGAAGAUCGCACUAUUUCUUUAUUAUUAACAUGCAAACUUUGUGGGGCAAUUUUUUGUCUUGCAGGUACGUUAACUUUAAUAAUAUUACCAUCUACAUUUCUUUCUUGCUGUGCGACAUCUAUUUUAUUUCCAACAUUUAUACCGGGUUAUUUAAUUAUUAAUAUCGUUGGUUUUUUAUCGAAUUAUGUUCGUCAAGAAUUUCAUUUAAUUGCCGAUAUAUUGUUUUCAACAUUGGGUGUAUGUCUAAAUUUAUUUUUUGUAGUUUAUAUAAUGUUAGACUGGAGUGAAUUGUACAUUAAAAUUAUGAGAACAGAUUAUGCUCAUCACUAUGGAUUUCAAUAUUUCGUCUUAGCAGUAUUAGCUCUGUUAAAUUUUAUAGUUUCAUUAACACAAUUAAUAUUCUGCAUUCGUGAAGUUUAUAUCAAUGCUACUCUUGAAGAAGAAAUAUAGCCUUAAGUGUAAUUAAAUAAACGUCAUAAAGCCUCAUUCUUUAUUUAAUUAUUUCAAUUUAAGAUUGAAAAUAGAAAUUAGUUACGACAGUUAACGUACUUAUAUUAUUUUAAAUAUAUAUGCCCUAAAACUUGCAUCUGAUAUCACCGACAAUUAUUCUUGUAUAUGAAUAUAACUUAAAAAAAAUUAUGUAUGUAUAUAUAUGAUAUGAGAUAAAAAUAAUCCCAUAUGAGUAACGAAGACAUGAACCAAUUGAUCUAUAUGACCUUAUGAUCUUCGUCGUCAUCCACCAACACUCGCUCUUACUCUUUCUUUCUCUCUUUCUCUCUCUAUCUCUGAGCAUCCUCACCCACGCUCACCGGAUACUUAACCAGGCGAUUGCUCACCAACUUAAGAAUUAAUUAACUUCUUAAGUCUCAGCAAACACGUUUUGUUAUUUAAUGAAAAGUGUAUUAAUUAUUAAAACUGUAUCCAUAUUAAUCAUACUCGGGAAAAAUAAUUUAAAUCUAACGAGA